Molecule: messenger RNA, 2286 nt
Organism: Puma concolor (puma)
Lineage: Eukaryota; Metazoa; Chordata; Mammalia; Carnivora; Felidae
Source: RefSeq, a predicted model, not a curated record
AUGUUCUCCCCGUGCAAGAGGAUGACCAGUUCUUCACGCUCCCAAAUCCUUCUAAUGUGGAAGCCAGACAAGGUUCAGAGUGGACCCCACAAUGUGGAGAAGGAAACGCAUGCUUUGAGACUCUUGCGUGACACUGAGACCUGUCGACAGAAUUUUCGAAAUUUCCCAUAUCCAGACAUAGCUGGUCCUCGAAAGGCAUUGAAUCAACUCCGAGAGCUCUGCCUUAAAUGGUUAAGACCUGAGAUUCGCUCCAAGGAACAAAUCUUGGAGCUGCUGGUGCUAGAGCAGUUCCUGACCAUCCUGCCUGGGGAGGUUAGGACGUGGGUGAAGUCCCAGUACCCAGAGAGCAGUGAGGAAGUGGUGACUCUGGUGGAGGAUUUGACUCAGAUUCUAGAAGAGGAAGCUACUCCUCAGCAUUCUGCCCUUCCCCAAGAGACCCCAGAGGAAGACCCCAAAGGAAGACCUGCUUUCCAGGCAGGAUGGUUAAAUGACUUGGUGACCAAAGAAUCAAUGACAUUCAAAGAUGUGGCUGUGGAUAUCACCCAGGAGGACUGGGAGAUCAUGCGUCCUGUACAGAAGGAAUUGUACAAGACUGUGACAUUACAGAACUACUGGAACAUGGUUUCUCUGGGACUGACCGUGUACCGACCAACUGUGAUUCCCAUGUUGGAAGAACCAUGGCUGGUGAUAAAAGAAAUCUUAGAAGGCCCUAGUCCAGAAUGGAAAACAGAAGCCCAAGAGUGUACUCCAGUUACAGAUACUUCUAAGUUCACAAAGACUGGUACUCAGACCAUCAAGUUGGAGGAACCAUAUGACUACGAUGACAGAUUAGAGAGGCAAGCAGCAGAUACCUUCAGGAAAAUUCCCACCAGCGGAAGAAACUCCCCUUUGAAGUCCGUCCUCUCACAAGAAGAUGACCCUAUGGAAGAGUGUCUUAGUAAAUAUGAUAUAUAUAGAAAUAGUUUUGAAAAGCAUUCGAACCUAAUUAUUCAGUUCGGUACCCAAUCAGAUAAUAAAACUAUGUAUGAUGAAGGCAGGGCAACCUUCAAUCAUGUCUCAUAUGGUAUUGUACAUAGAAAGAUAUACCCUGGAGAGAAGCCUUAUAAGUGUAACGUGUGUGGGAAAAAGUUUAGGAAGAACCCGUCCUUCGUGAAACACCAAAGUACCCAUGCCAAAGAAAAAUCUCAUGAAUGUGAAGAAUGUGGGAAAGAGUUUAGGCAUAUCUCAUCCCUUAUUGCACAUCAGAGAAUGCAUACCGGAGAAAAACCAUAUGAAUGCCACCAGUGUGGUAAAGCCUUCAGCCAGCGUGCACACCUUACCAUACAUCAGAGAAUUCAUACUGGAGAGAAACCCUAUAAGUGUGAUGACUGCGGAAAAGACUUCAGUCAGCGUGCACACCUGACUAUACAUCAAAGGACACAUACUGGAGAGAAACCAUAUAAAUGCUUGGAAUGUGGUAAAACCUUCAGCCACAGUUCAUCACUGAUUAAUCAUCAGCGAGUUCACACCGGUGAAAAACCUUAUAUAUGCAACGAGUGUGGGAAAACUUUCAGUCAGAGUACACACCUUCUUCAGCAUCAAAAAAUACAUACCGGAAAGAAACCGUAUAAAUGCAACGAGUGUUGGAAAGUGUUUAGUCAGAGUACUUACCUUAUUCGACAUCAGAGAAUUCAUUCCGGAGAGAAGUGUUAUAAAUGUAAUGAAUGUGGAAAAGCCUUUGCUCAUUCCUCAACUCUCAUUCAACAUCAGACUACUCACACUGGAGAGAAAUCCUAUAUAUGUAAGAUCUGCGGAAAAGCCUUCAGCCAGAGUGCAAACCUCACUCAACACCAUAGAACACAUACUGGGGAGAAACCAUAUAAAUGCAGCGUGUGUGGAAAAGCAUUCAGCCAGAGCGUACACCUUACUCAGCAUCAAAGAAUUCAUAAUGGAGAAAAACCCUUCAAAUGCAAUAUAUGUGGGAAAGCAUAUAGACAGGGUGCCAAUCUCACUCAACAUCAGAGGAUUCAUACCGGAGAGAAGCCGUAUAAAUGUAAUGAAUGUGGGAAAGCUUUUAUUUAUUCCUCGUCACUUAAUCAACAUCAGAGAACUCAUACUGGAGAACGGCCCUAUAAAUGUAAUGAAUGUGAUAAAGAUUUUAGCCAGCGAACAUGCCUUAUUCAACACCAGAGAAUUCACACAGGGGAGAAGCCCUAUGCAUGCCGUAUAUGUGGUAAAACCUUCACCCAGAGUACGAACCUCAUUCAGCAUCAGCGUGUUCAUACUGGUGCCAGACAUCAUAAUUAA